AUGACUUGUUUGACAAUCUUCAUUGUAUUUUUUGCACCAUGCCUAGCUUUGUCCGGAUUCAAAGAUUGGGGGUAUCAACUUGGUGUCAGUUUUGACGAAGAUUGUCCUAGCGUGGACUUUAAAUGCUUGAAAAAUUGUUAUCAUGUUUCAACUCUUUUUCUAAAGGCAAUUAAAUGUCAAACUCCGUACACCAACUUCUGUGUGGAUGCUAUUAUCGCGGGAGCAGGUGAUUAAGGUUUAAUUUAUGACACCAUCGUAUUUUUUAGAACUACACGGAAUGAAUGUUGAGUUGUAUGGCUGUCUACCGUGUAAGGACAUUACAAAACCGGACGACAUGGAAAACUACAGGCCCGAAAUAGCAGCGCAAACAUUGACAAACAUCACAGCUAACUUCGGUGUAUUCCAGGCAGCCUUGAUUAAGGCAAGUGGAAAAGGUAUGUAUGUCUAGCAACUUUACGUAACAAUUGUGGCGAAAUUAAUUUAAUAUGCACAGAAUAUUUGUUAGCACGCCUUUGGAUGGACGUAACCGCAAAUACCGACCACGGGUGGUUUCAGGACAAGAGCAAGAACCAGCAAUGCUUGGAACGGGUAGUUGUCGCAAAGGUGGGUAGUCAAAAUAGUCUGUGAAUGCAACUCACAAAGGAAGUCACUUUUUUCGCAUACGGACUUUGGAACGCGGGACCUAGUAGGUUUCAAACGUGAAGCGUGUGCGAUCAUAAAACCGAUUUCCAAAAGUGUUUACGGGGCUUCUCGGUUGAGAAAAUCGACCGCAAAGUUUAGCCGGAAUGAGCGAAUAGUCUCCUCAAAAGAAACAGCAAAUUUAAUUUGCAGUGGUGGCCGUGUGGUCAGCGCGCUCGCUUUUUGCCCCAGAAGACAUGAGUUCGACUUCGGCCGUCUGCGGAUGCAUUUCUCUUGGCCAUUGAAAUAAAUAGCAAAUUGCCGUUAACAUCGCAUAUGCUAACUAUUGGCAAUUUUAAAAAAAAAUACGAAUUGAGAAACUAUAUCUUCAUUAACCCACCCCUGUUUUAACUUCACAAUAUUCAUGAACAUUCAGUUUUGAAUUUAUGUUUUAAUUACUGUAAAAAAAUUCAAAAGGUGCAUACAUUUUAUGUUUACAUGCUAAAUCAAUAUUUACGAACCAAAAAAGAAAAUAAACUGCGUAGAAGUCGAACCCGCCCCUUCUGGCGAAGAAAGCUAGCGCACUGACCACUCGGCCACCACUGCAGAUGAAACAACCUGUUUCUUUUGAGGAGGCUUUUCGCUCAUUUCGGCUAAACUUUUCGGUCGAUUGUCAGUUUUCUUCGACAGAGGUGGAGAUAAGGUAGUCUAAUGCAUUAAAAAUAAUAUUGAAAAAACUGCGACGUAAUUUAGGUUUUCGUUAACGGGGGUUUCGCACUUAAUGGUAUAUAAUUGGCCGUUGAGCAGACCGUCUUAUACAUAUGCAGAUUGGUUUUCCCCACUGUCCGAGUUAACAGCAGACUGAAUACCUAUAAACAUGAAGUUUUUCAGGGACUGUUCACGUCUUGGCACGACCACGAAGACGUUUUUGGAACAGAUUACAGCGUUAAGGACUACGAUAUUUGGUACCGAAAUCCGCUUGGGAUUGGUGACGACAGCUUUAACACUCCGCCCAUGGACGACUACCGCAUGUUUGGCGGUGCAAAGACUGCUGUUGUGAAGCGGUAUGCGCGCGGUGUAAGCCUAUGCGGCAAGUCCAAAAUUAACAUGGAAAGUUACAUUCCGGUUGCGAAAAGUCCACCAACAAAGUGGUGGUGA
Messenger RNA from Bursaphelenchus xylophilus (pine wood nematode), 1776 nucleotides. NCBI's taxonomy places the organism in Eukaryota, Metazoa, Nematoda, Chromadorea, Rhabditida, Aphelenchoididae. The record is from the annotation of a GenBank genome assembly.